This is a messenger RNA of Physcomitrium patens, 1174 nucleotides long. RefSeq lists its product as uncharacterized. Gene Ontology annotation, biological process: defense response. NCBI's taxonomy places the organism in Eukaryota, Viridiplantae, Streptophyta, Bryopsida, Funariales, Funariaceae. The record is from RefSeq and is a predicted model, not a curated record.
CCGUGACUUCAUGGUCUGGAGCUAAUGGUAUAUGAACGGCGCCGGAGUUUGAAAUCUGCAGGUUGAAAUUGAAGCUUGUUAGCGCUGUGUCUGUGCAAGUCGAUUGCAAUUGUUUCCGUGAGUGACGUUUGAUAUUGAGGCUGAAGUGGGUGUUGCGGGCUGUCGUAGAAGUAAAUUUAAGUAUUGCUGAGGCAUGGCGGAUAGGAAAUUGGAAGUUCUGCUGAAAUCCGCGACCGACUUGAAGAAAGUGAACAAGACCAAGAUGCACGCGUACGCCGUGGCAUGGGUUGAUCCCAUCAUUCGAGUGCCAGGUCCCGUCGACAGGAUUAACGGCAGCAACCCUGUGUGGGAAACCCCCAUCACCUUGACGCUCAAGGGACGCUCGCUAGGCCAAAGCUCAAAACUUAACAUCGAAUUGCUGGGUCUAGGAUUCGUGUCCACCAAGCCCAUUGGAAGCGUGGUUGUUGAUCUUGCUGAGAUUCUGCAACAAGGAGCUUCGGGUGCGGCUGUCAAGAAAGAGUAUGUGAAUUAUCCGGUUUUCCUGCCAUCUGGUGCAUCACACGGAAGUAUUAGCUUUGAUCUUCGUUUGAAGGAGUGCCGGUCCAUGCUUGCUGCCCAAGUUGCACAAGGUAACGAAGACACGUCAAACUUCUAGACACAAAAAUUGAUUUCGGAAACAUCGAACAUGAUUAUCGAAACUUCUGUGUUCUGUAAAUUAACCACGACAGCCAAGUGAAGCGAAACUGGGGAAGGACGACGUCAAGUCUCUGAAAGUGCUUACAAUUGUAGAAAAUUUAUUUACCCCCUCAACCAUGUAUCAAAACAUUUGUAAUAUCUGAUUGUAGUCUUUAGUAUCCAUCAAUCAGAACAACCUCGGAUAAGGAAUUGAAUUCGAAACAUUACUUAAAACAACCCAGGAAUCCCUACUCCUACGCAUCAUUCAUCAUGAGCGAAAAAAAAUUGUAUAUCCUCAACAAUGACUAGAGAACCAAACCUCGAAGUUAUCAUGGCCUUAGUGGAUAGGUCAUAUCUUACGGCGAUGACAUUAUUUGUUCCAUACUAAAGAGCACACUUGGAGCACGUCUCUGUGUGUCAUUCAUUUACAUUCAAUCAUAAAUCAUGAGAAAUUCAGCACCUGUUGCACUUUUCAAUACAAAAGGCACUCAUUCAUUAA